GGUAUUUCGGUUCCGCCAAUGAAACAAGCGCAUGUUCAAAUUGCGGAACGAUGAUGGAACCUACCAAGCGCGCACGAACGACGGCGGCGUCGCCCAGCGGGGAUCAUGUCACGCGUACCACUUCGUGGAGCUCCAACAUGCCUACAGCGUGCGAACUGAGAUCGUUUGGACUCGAAGGCAAGGCGGAAGCGCUGGCGACGGCACGACACACAUGGUUUGCCGACAUGACCAAGUGGCGCGAACAAGCCUUCAAACACAUCGAGGCGCAUGAAUCAAGGGGACACAUGCAGCAAAAGCAAAAGAACUUUCGACGGCAGAUGCUCCACCUGUCCAAGUAAUGCACGAACUUGAAUGCUCUGUCAUUGCGAAGGCCUCCUCUCAGUACUUAUCGUCAGAUCCUCGACCUUGGAUAAUGAUAGGUCGAAACAUCAGUGCC
Molecule: messenger RNA, 436 nt
Organism: Aphanomyces astaci
Lineage: Eukaryota; Oomycota; Saprolegniomycetes; Saprolegniales; Verrucalvaceae
Exons: 1
Coding region: 51-338 (95 amino acids)
Source: RefSeq, a predicted model, not a curated record